AUGUCUAGCAAUACACCCGGCAAAAUCAUACCCAGCAACGUCGCCAACAACACACCAGACAAGCUCAAACGUAUCUCCAUCGCUAUCGCCAGAGACGCAUGGAACAGCUACAUCUACGACGACCUCGAGCGCGCAAAGAGACUCGCCCCCCAAGCCCUCGCACAGCCUCACCUUCCAGACGGCUUCAAAGCCCCAAUGCAAUUCAUCAUGGACACGCCCAGUCAUAAUGGAGAGACUCACCCGGCUCCCGCUGUCCACAACUACAAAGACCGAUUCACCAGCGCUCAGCAUGAGGCGAACUGUGAAUACUGGCUUAAGGUCGCCCGCAAGCUCAGACGCACUCACAAGCGGCUUGAACAGGCAAAGGAAGAUUGUAUCAGAUGGCCCCUGAAGAUUACUCGCUCUAGCGAGAGUGACGAUGACGAAGACUCCUCUGCUGAUGAGUCUGAGGACGAGUCUGAAAACGGGUCUGAGGACGGGUCUGAGGAUGAGUCUGAGGACGAAAUCGAAGUCCAAGUCGGAGAAUCUAGCGGUCAUGAUCAAAGUUCAGCUGAGGAAGAUGAGAAGCACGACGCACGUCCCGCUGUUGAAGCAGACGGUCACGAUACUGCUAACGAAAAAUCACGCCUUGUCCUCCAGAGAUUUGCCGCCUGGUUUUUCGGUGAUGAUGACGAAUGUAUCCCUUGGGUGCCUUGUCCCUGA
Aureobasidium namibiae CBS 147.97 is the source of this 702-nucleotide messenger RNA. RefSeq lists its product as uncharacterized. The transcript has 2 exons. The record is from RefSeq and is a predicted model, not a curated record. Bases 1 to 702 code for a protein of 233 amino acids. Lineage: Eukaryota; Fungi; Ascomycota; Dothideomycetes; Dothideales; Saccotheciaceae.